GUAAGUUUCGAUCUCAAAAUGUUAAUAUUUUUGUGUCUUCUGUUGGUUCAACUCCUCGUUGCUGGAGAGGCGAAUGUGCUGCAGCGCAUCGUCAAUGGACAACUGGCCAAGGAAAGACAAUUCCCAUACGUGGUUCAAAUUUGGAUCGAUACCCAUAACGUAACCAGUUUGUGCGGUGGCAGUAUUAUAGCCAACAACUGGGUACUCACGGCUGCCCAUUGCGUUGAGGCUGCCACGUGGGUGAGCAUCACCUAUGGCUCCAUACAUUUACAAGAGAAUCCAGACAAGCUAUUAGCCAAAAAUCACGUGUUCCCACAUCCCCAGUACAAAAUCGGUGCUUUGAACGAUAUUGCACUGAUUCGCACUAAGUGGGUGGAGUUUAAUGACCACAUUCAAAGUAUCCCACUGCCAUUUAAUUAUGGCUGCAGUAACUACGUGGGUCAGUGGGCUACUGUGGCCGGAUGGGGUCAACUAUAUGACAAUCACCGUGGACCCGUGGAUCGUUUGUAUUGGACAUGGCUGCAGGUCGUUGAUAUAUCCGUAUGCAGAAGUCGUUUCGAAAAUAACUUGGAAGGGGUAAUCUGUGCUGGAUCUUACACUGGAGAGUCCGGAUGCUCCGGGGACUCUGGUGGUCCUCUGGUAAGCUAUGACACAGACGAACUGAUUGGAGUCGUCUCAUUUGGACCUGAAAAAUGUGAAGCCGGUGAGCCGUCAGUAUUUGUUGAUGUUUCCAAAUACUUGCACUGGAUUUACCAUAUCUCUGGUGUAUCUUCAUAACUAUUUCAUUAAUAAUUCGAAUUUAUUCAAUUUGAAUAUCACAAUAAAUACAUAUAAAAAU
This is a messenger RNA of Drosophila obscura, 838 nucleotides long. RefSeq names its product serine protease 1-like. Gene Ontology annotation, molecular function: serine-type endopeptidase activity. Gene Ontology annotation, biological process: proteolysis. NCBI's taxonomy places the organism in Eukaryota, Metazoa, Arthropoda, Insecta, Diptera, Drosophilidae. The coding region runs from base 19 to 777 and encodes 252 amino acids. The transcript has a single exon. The record is from RefSeq and is a predicted model, not a curated record.